Molecule: messenger RNA, 225 nt
Organism: Cladocopium goreaui
Lineage: Eukaryota; Dinophyceae; Suessiales; Symbiodiniaceae
Source: the annotation of a GenBank genome assembly
AUGGCGCCUGCAAAGGAAGUGCUGCGCCAAGACAUCGAUCCUGGUCUCAACUUGAGGUUCAAGGAAGUGACGGAAGGUGCUCAAAAGCUCGAAUGCAGGUUGAAGGACUUGGAAAAGAACAUGCAGAUCAUCGUCGACGCAACGGUGAAAAACGAAAAAAGACGUGCCAAACAAACCUUUGACAAAGCGUUUAGCACAUCAGUGAGCCCUGGCUUUUCCGCGUAG